Sinocyclocheilus grahami is the source of this 3807-nucleotide messenger RNA. Its product is annotated as ATPase family AAA domain-containing protein 2B-like. The record is from RefSeq and is a predicted model, not a curated record. Bases 53 to 706 code for a protein of 217 amino acids. Gene Ontology annotation, biological process: transcription initiation-coupled chromatin remodeling; nucleosome disassembly; nucleosome assembly. Gene Ontology annotation, cellular component: nucleus. The transcript has 4 exons. Gene Ontology annotation, molecular function: chromatin binding; histone binding; ATP hydrolysis activity. NCBI's taxonomy places the organism in Eukaryota, Metazoa, Chordata, Actinopteri, Cypriniformes, Cyprinidae.
AGCGGUGCAAGGUGACGCCUGUCUCACCCAGGAUGAGUCGUCCUGUGAUGCCAUGGAGCUCCAUCCUGACAAGCAACCACUCCAGGCCAACGGACACGUCCUCUCCACGGAGGAGGAGAAUUCCUCUGAGCCAACGGCCACUCGGGACCCUCAGGGCGAGAAGGAGCCCAUCAAGGCCCACUUGGAGGAGGCUUCCAGCAGUAAGGAGGUCGAGACGGUCCCCGCUCCUCAAGAGUGUGUGAAUGGAAAUGAAUCUAUGGACAGUGUGUACAGUGAGGCUCUUGAUAAAGAAACAGACGUAGACUCUAUUAAAAAAGAUGCACUUGAGGUGGAGCAUAUGGAGCCUUCUGCCCCAGAAUGCAAUGCAAAGGAGAAUGCAACAUCAGCGGAGGGGAUGGCAUCUGAUGGCAACCAUGAAACAGAAGGUUCAUCAAAAGGGAAGCACAAGUCAAACGAGUCGGCCGUCGGACUCGAAGAGACUGUGGAACUUCUGCCACCUCCAGCUCUCGUGGUUGACCACCAGCGGCUCAAGGCUCUGUUGGAGAAGGUGGUUGUGAAAAGUGACGGCUUUAGUGUGGAUCUUCUGGAGAGAGUUUACUCAGUGCUCAGCCAGUGUAUUUACCAGCACCGCAGAGACUACGACAAGACCCGUCUGAUAGAGGCGAUGGAGAAGUUGAACAUUUCGAAACAUUCCUGUAAUGAAUAGAGGGCUUUCAGAGAGAAACGUGAUCGGAGAGUCUUUUGAUACAAGAGGGAGAGGCCAGCGUUCUGAGCCAAGUCCUUAACGCAGAGCAGGUCUGGACGCCUCGGUCUCAAAUAACAGCAGGAAGGGGAAAAAAGGUGCAGACAUUAGAAACAAAGACUUACAGAGGCGACCUUGGUGCUAUCAUCUCAGGUACCUGAAACAGAACCAAACACAAAAACUCCUGGAGGUUUCCUUUUUAAUCGUUUCGUUUUUGUACUUGCUUACAUGCCAAUUGAUCGUUCUUGGUGCUAUUGGGUGCUAUUGUUUUAUCUUUUUUUUUUCGUCUGCUGCUCCUUGUUCUCAUAAAUAAGCAAACAAAACACAAACAAACUACAUAAUAAAAGAUUGUGUGAUGUCACAAAGCAACCUCAGCCUCCGUCUACUGGAAGCAAACACCCACACACAUAAACAGAUUCUCACCAGCAGUGGCAAACUGUAUAUGGAUGGUGUGAUGCCCUACAGCUCGAGUCAGCUGGUCGUUUACUGUGGAAAUAAACUACAUCGCCCUCUUUCUACAUCCACCCUGAUGUCACACCUUGUCACCACUGGGAUUAUCAACACUUUUUAGCCACAUAGAGAUACUCUUGUUGGGAAAAAAAAACAACACAUUUUGUAGGGACGUCUAGAGUUGUUUUCUACUGGAUGUUAAUUGUAAGAUUUGCAAGGAUUCUGUAUUGUAAACCAACUUUUUCUUGUGACAAAUGAGACUGUGUUCUCUUAUUUAGACUAUACUAUUUGUAGAAACCAACAAAACUAAGCGGACAGAUUUUGAUUAAAAUAGAUCUUUUGGAGAGAAAUUGUAUUAUUUUAGACCCAUCGCAUAUUUCCCCCCUUGGAAUAGUUCAUGGGCUUUUUUAACUUUAAUUUUUGGGCUUUUUUUCUGGUUUAACUGGAUUUACGAGUAGAUAUCUGGAGAUUGCACUGCCUAGCAUGUGCCUUAACCUUUGAGAUAGGCUGAAAAACAUAGCUGAAUAUUGACUAUCGAUGUUUAUGGACAAGCCGCAGGGCUACAAACCAAUAAAAAUGUGGGGUAUGUUGUGCUUAAUUGUUUGCCAAUCUCUUCUCAAGUCACCAAGCAACAUCUGCAUGGUUUGAGAGUCACGUUGCUCUGUCAUACAUUGUGGCUUUCUUUUGCCAUCCAUUUGUAUCGUAACAUCACAUAUUGGAGUAAAAAUAACAGUGAUGUUUUGGUAUGCAAGCGUUGAAGUUAAAAUGGCAGUCUAGGCAGUGCUGAAUUUUUGAACAUAAAGCAUUACUGUAUUUUUGUUGUAUUUUUUUUAUUUUCUGUGUGACCUUUCCAUUGUGUUAACUUGUGCGGUCUAAUAUUAGCUGUCGCAUUAAUAACUUGAUUUCCAUCAAUUUUGGCAUUGUGUAAGUAGCAUUAACUGAGUUCUCCCUCUCAACUUUUGUUAACUCUCAGCUUUAUAAAGAACGUUGAUCCAAGUUCAAGAGUCCUCGUGACCUUGUCUAGGAUUCGGUGCUAUAAAAACAGAAAAAAAGGAAAAUAACACUUUUUAAGACAUAUGCAAAAGAAAGGAAAAACAAACAAACUAGCUGUUAGCUUUGGACUACUGCAGUGCGUGUGAGAGACAGAACCACAGCUACCUCAGCAAGUUGUUUUCAUGCGAAGAGACAAAAGUAAUGACCUGUUUACUGACAAACAGUAUUUGUUGACCUCUGUAAUAUCACUGCGCCCUUUAGAAAUUCAAGCUAAGGUACUGGAUCACCUCUCCGACAUGAGUGCGUCAUGUGGCUGCUGCAGUAAUCCUCUGCUUUGUUAGCAUUUUUGCAUUAUAUUUAGUUUUUUGGGUUGUUCUGCAUUUGAGCCGAGAAAAGAAAUGGCAUUGUAAUAUAGCUGAAAUGUUAUUUACUGUAUAGUUCGGUUUUUCUACGUGCAUCCCAUGAUUUACAUUUUAUUGGCCAUGUUUGUGUUUCUUCAGUCCAUGUCAUGAUCGUUUCUGAAUUCACGGUCGCAUUUUCCUUCAUGCUAUUGCCUGUCCAUUUGAUAUUUAUACAAUUAUAAAAACGUCGUCAUAUGUUCAACAUUUUGUUCAACCGAAACUAAUUGGGAAAAGUUGUUACAUGAAAUUUGUGCCGAGACACAAUGUAGCACAUUUUUUGUAGCAGGUGUUGCACGACGUUCAGAAACGGGGUUUACUGGUCUCAGGUCUCUGCUACAUUAAUAUUUAUUCCAUAAGGGUGGAGAUGAUGGUGGCUAUGAUGCUUUUUAAUUUUUAAAUAUUAUUGUAGAGGAUGAGGGGGAGGUUCAUGCGGCUAAUGUGCAUUUUCGGGUCCCUCUUCGUCACCUGUUGUACCAUCAACAACAUGCGUAACUGGUGUAGUGUUGUAGAAACUACUGUAAUGCUGACCAAUUUGUUCUUAAAUUUAUCUGAGGAAAAAUGAGCUUUAGUUGAUGCCAGUUCACAAGACAUACCCUAUUUUGCAUGGCUAAUUGAUAGCAAAAUGUAAUUGGCCCUGAAUCAAACAGUAUGUAAUGUGGUCGGUGCGUAGCGUGGAAAUGAAAUUUCACAUUUAGAAGCACCAUUAAUAUAUUUUUUAGAAAAUUAACUCCUAAAUCCGGCAUUAAAAAUAUUACAACGUGGACAUGAAAGUCGGUAUUGUUCUAUAUGUUUGACUAAAAGUUAAAGUUCAUUUCCUUUAGUUGAUCAGAAUCUAAUUCAGAUUAUUUGACUGAUGGUAGGAAGUCCAUAGAACAAUAGCAUUUUGCUUUAAGUAGGUAAAUAAGACCCACCCACUAAACUCCUUUGUUUUUGGUGUAAUAAGUCCAUAUGUUUCUCAAGUUGGUGCUCAAUGUUGGAGAUUUUUUUUAGCAACUGAUGGCUUUAGUUUAAUCCCCAUUUAAUCAGUAGAUAUAUUUCCCUUAAUGAGUUACAAGUUUGAGGGAAUUUUGUUUUUGCAUAAUACCAGAAUUUCUGUCCCUUUUAUUUUUACUACUACAAAUCAAAACCACACACUGUUCUGUCCUUCCCUGCAGUCCUUUUGUGAAAUGAUAUAUUUACUGUAAUUUCUGAAAUAAACUGCUGUGAUAUACUUGAAUAAAA